GGUGGUAGCGCACUUGGUGGUACAGAAUUGCGUAAAUCUAUAGCCUCAAAUCUCUUGGUAGCAACAGAGAAUACACGAGCUCAUCGUGAUUCAUUUUGUGAUUUUCUCGAUUUUCAGGCAAAUCGUGGUCAAGAGAAAUUAUCUCCCAGAUUUGCUCCACGCAGAGAUAGUUUUGAUUGGGAUGCACUUUCAAGAAAACCAACAACAGAUGAUAAUCGCAUGUCUUUUAUUGGUCUUAAUGCGGUACCUUCUAAUACUUCGACCACACAAAAUGAUUCGUUUGAUACGAAAAUGAAUUCAUCGGAUGUUAUAAAAAUUCCUCUUAGAGAACGUAGCAAUACGCCACAACAUACUCCCGUCACCGGUAAACUAACACAAAUCAUGGAAGAGGAAAAAUGUCUACAGGAGACUUUGGAAACUUCUAGUCAAAAUCUUACCUCAGACAGUGAUAAAGAGAAUCCUCAAAUGGAUUUAGAUUUUGUACAAACACGUCUAAAACCUUUAGCAGUUGAUUUUAAUAGUACACCUCGUCGUGAAAGGACUUCCAUGGAAGGUAUUUUAACCUCUAACAAGCCUACCCAAAUACAGCCCGUGACUUCCACAGCUACCAAGAAACCUUUACCACAAGUUAAGGUAACUAGCGCUCCUAGCGAUGUUCAGCAAGCUAUUACGGAUUUACGCUGCGAGAUGUUACAACGUUUCGAUAAAUUGGAAUUUGAAAUGAAAUUUUUAGCUGAAAACAAUAAAUGGCAAAUAUUUACGCACAAUUUCAAUCUAUGGAAUCAACGUGCCGAACAAACAGAAGAAAUACGUGACUGUUUGGGUAUUCUAUUGCAGACAGAUCCGUUUGUUAAUGAAUUUCUAAGACUGAAGGAAGAAAAUGAAUUGUUAAAGAAACAAUUGCAACAAUUUAUUAAAGAUUAAUGUUUAAACAAUUUUUAUUUAUUAUUUUUUGCUCUAGUUUUUUGUUUUCUUUUUUUAAAUUG
This is a messenger RNA of Lucilia cuprina (Australian sheep blowfly), 986 nucleotides long. RefSeq lists its product as uncharacterized. NCBI's taxonomy places the organism in Eukaryota, Metazoa, Arthropoda, Insecta, Diptera, Calliphoridae. The annotation marks the transcript as partial. The transcript has a single exon. The record is from RefSeq and is a predicted model, not a curated record.